Molecule: messenger RNA, 4752 nt
Organism: Zea mays
Lineage: Eukaryota; Viridiplantae; Streptophyta; Magnoliopsida; Poales; Poaceae
Exons: 4
Coding region: 3777-4511 (244 amino acids)
Source: RefSeq, a predicted model, not a curated record
GGACCCACCGCUCCUCACUCAGUAUGCGCCUGCCGUCCAUUACUCCUAGACGCAUCGCGGCGGAUCGUCUUUCUCCGUGCUCCGCCUCGCCGGCCUCGUGCGGUCGUGCCCCGCAGCCCCGACUCCCCAUCCGCCGCCUCCACCUCAUGGGCCACCGGGUCCACCCUCGCUGUCCAGCUUGGCGACAUCUUUGACCGUGGUGUCGACGAGCUCCGCCUCCUCGCCCCUUCUGCUGAGGCCCACGUCGGCGUAUUUCUGCCAUAGUCGACAACCAAUAGGAGCGUAAAACUGGAGCUAGGGAUUGCAUUUGUUGCAGGUACAUGUCAUACAUGAAUGGACAUGGGCAGGCACUCCCACUGAGGGUGCUUCUUGGCUUUGUCUGCAGAGGCUUGCUGAUACUUGGCAUAGGAUAUUGUUAAUUCCAGUGACAGGUGGAGUAGUUGUGGGUAUGAUGCAUGGAUUAUUUGAGAACUUUGAGUAGAUAAAGCAAUCAUUAUCAUCUCAAAGGGAGGGUUUGAUUUCAUGGCCGUGAUACCCCCUCCCUCCUUGUCAAAGCCAUCCAAGCCGCAAUUACUUUAGGGACAGGGUGUUCACUUGGGCUAGAAAGAUUCUGUUUUUAUUGCACGACACAUGGCAACAUGUCCAAGUAGUCCUUAACUUGAUUCAUUUAGCUGGUAGUGAGCGUCUUGCUAAAAGUGGCUCCACAGGUGAACUUAGGUGAGUGUUUGGUUACCAUGUAUUUCCAGAUCAAUGACAUACUAAAAUUGUUCUUUGCACAUGUAAAUACAAAAAAGGUACAUGUCUUCCCUGUCGAGCCCCAAAAAUAAAUGACAUGCAACCCAAUAAAUCCUUUUUGUAUUUUUUAUAAGAAAUGACAGAAAAAAUCCUCGGCGUUAAAAUAAGUGAAAGAUUCUAACAACCACUAAUUAUCUUCCAAAAAAUCAAUUAUUAUUUAUGCACCAAGUUGUAACAAUACUAAAACCAUAUUCCUUUCAUCUCAUUUUAUCAGUUUAACACAAUAGUUUUAAUAAGUUCAAUACCACACUGAAAAGAGUGAACCAAUGAUUUGUCAUAGACUACAGGCAUUAGCUCUCUUUUGAUACUAAAUCCAUAUUCCUUUCAUCCUUUGAUCUCAUUUGAUCUGUUUAAUACAUUGAUUUUAGUAUAUUCAACAUCACACUACAAGCAUGGUUAUUUUUUAUAAAGAUGCCUACCAUUUUUUAUCGGUCAGGCAACUUCUCAAAAUUGUUCCAUAACACAAUAUUUACCAAUCUAUACAUCCAUACAUCAUUCAGGAAUGCUAGAUCUUGAUAGCGAGACAACGUUCUUCGGUGUUUUUGAUGGUCAUGGAGGUAAUCACAAUAUGUGCUUUUUAUGUUCCGUUGAAUUAGACUGCCUACGAGGAAUACCAUUAUGCCAAGUAUUUAUAGAACCUAACUUUAACAUUACACAACCUCAUACCAUUGCUUUACUUAAGAAGAGUAGCUGUCAAAUUCUGUACAGAAUACCUGCAUAAUCAAGUUCUCAAAAGUGAAGCCUAUUCAGUUGGUGACCUAGGUCCUACUGUCCUAAUAAAGCUUAAAUAUUUGUUAUAUGUAUACAACAAACACAAAGUUUAUUGUGUAAAUGCUUUGUUGAUAGUGGCUUUCUAAUUGAACAUAUAUCCCUAUAACUGCAUAUAUGUAUUGAGUAUGAUAAUGUUAUCUGCAUUUAAAUGGAUCUGUGGGUAAGACUCAUAUGAAUGAACAGUCGUCCAGAGGCCAUUUUGUAUUUAAAUUAAAUAUAUCCGAAUCUAAUGAGGUAGAAUGGAACAUUCACAAUUAUCAUACCAAGAUCUACUAAAAUAUAGUGUUCCUUAUGCUCUCUUUCAGACUGGCGACAAUCCCUUUUUAGACAAAUAUUUUGCAUGCUAAAUAACUAAUCCUGAGAAAGUAUAGCUCCCAUUUUUUUGGUUGAAGAAAACAGGCCAACCCAGCCAAAGAGUCAUUAACUUGAUUGAUUUUGCUGCAACGAGCGUUUUGCUAAAAGUGGUUACAUAGGUGAUCGCUUGAAGGAAACUCAGGUGAGUGUUUGGUUACCAUAAUUUUUCAAAUUUCUUAGUGAUUCUGGUCAUCAUACAACUUUUUUAUUUGAGGAAACACAAGUUUAGACGGAGUUUUACUGCUUUACUUUGAAGAAAGUGACUUUUGUUCUCAGUGGGCCUAAAGAGAAUACCUGAUUUAAGGCAUUACGCCAUGCCUAGUUGCUAUUUCUGAUUAGUAAUCUCACUAUAGUGUAUGCCAAACAGACGUUUCAUGUCCAAUGUGCAUACCAUACUAUUUCCAGCCUAAUGCUCUAAUUCUAGGACACAACAAACUUCACAUACAUCAUGUCAUGUUCUACUUUGUUAAGACUUAAUAAUAAUCUAUAAAAUAAUUGUUAACAACUGUGAAAUUAGGACAAUUUUAAAAAUAUCGCUAAAUAAAAUCAACUAAUAAUGGUCAGCCAAAACCUGCACUUAUGAUUCUGCUUAAAGUUCUUCCUGUAUCUUUACAUAAAGUUCCAUUUGUGAAAAAAAGAUACAAAUACAAAUUAGUCCAUAAAUGAAAAUAUAUGUAACAACUCAUUAUAUUUUCCAUAAUUCAUCAACAGGUUCAAGGACCCAUGAGUAUCCGAAAUCUUCCCAAAACUAAAUGUUGCCUUCUACCAUCAACAACCUUUGAAGUUCUAGGGUGUUUAUUUUUGUAUGCUCUCUACAAUUAUGUAUAUAUAUAUAUAUGUUUCUUCAUCCUUUUCAAGAAAAUUUGUAUAAAUAUAACAACUUAAUUUCAAACGUUGAAACACGAUAAUUUACCUAACUCUAUUUAGAUGAGUAUAUGUAUAUCUUGCUCAAAAUGUUAUCACUUAUAUUAUAAUUUUUCCCACGCGCGCAAUGCGCGCGCCAGUUACUAGUGUUAAUCAUGUAUGGCCUGUACAUGCCACUGUGCCAGGGCCUAAUUGCUUCCAAGCUAAGGACUCGAUCCCGCCCGUGUUGAAAAAUUAAUAGGACCUAAGAUUAAUUUGAUAAUGCAGCACAAAACGAAAAAUCCAGAUCUACUGGCAGAUAAUAUCAACGAUAUUAGAACAGAACAGAUCUGAACUAACUCAACAAGAUUAACUCAUAACAUAAGAAUCGACAACGGAUCUAACCAUAAGACCGUCAUCGCAAUAAUCUGAAACCGCAGAUUUACUCACAGUGAUUUCCACGAGUGUUGAAGAAGAGCCCGAGCGGACGUGCAUGAAGCACUUCCCAGAAACCUGAUUCGCCGGCACUCGUGCAGGUCAUCAAAACGCCGACAGUGGUUUAGAGACAUCGCUCUCCCUUGAUCUGCUGCACGGCAGACGAAGGGACGACAGGGCAGAGAAGCGACGACACAGAGAAUUGAAAAGAAGAGGAUGAGUCUGUUGCUAUUCGCCUCUGUCCUCCGACCGAAGGACACCUGCCCUUUAUAGACGGGCCGCAACAACCCCUUGAUUCGAUUUGCUAUAUUGCAGGAACCGCCCCCUGAAAUAUCUCUACGUGCAACCGCUUGGAGAUCUCGCACGUAACGUGCGUGCCCGUUACUCCUGGUUGAUGUGGCAGUCUAGGUGUGAUAUUUGAUAACCAAAUAAACAAAAGGCAAAAAUUAAACUGUCGUUUAGAACAUGUCAUGACGCGAUCACUCAGUGUCACAAGUCACAUGUCACACGAUAAAUAACACGAAAAAACGUGAAACGCGAGCAAGCUCGCGCGUGUGGCAGCCUCCAUAGCCCUUUAAAUGAUAUGGUUUGUGUGUAGAUUUGACCGGCGGAAGCAAAAGAAGAUAACAGACUUUCGUCAACAUCAUCUGGAAUUUAUUGAAGAGUGGGAUUUGGCUGAGGAGAAUGUGCAUGAAAACGAUGAGUUGCACAACAACAGUGACUACAGGCGGUACCAAGCUUGGUACCAGGGUGCGACUCAUUGUAAGCUUCGCCAGCAGUGGACAUCGGAUGACUACGCCGACAUUGAUUCUUCCGACGAUGAAGACACGGAGUACGACCAGACCACUAGACUAGGAACCCAAGUGGAGGCGGCACCUAUCUUGGAUCGAGUGGGUAACACAUUGAGACGCUCGGUACAGGACAUUGAUCGCCAGCUUUUGAUUGUGGGUGACCACAACAUGCGUAGCUUCUUGGAGCGUUUAUCUAGGCGCCUACGUGGAGCUGCUGCUCGCUGUGGCUGCAGGACCAAUGUUGCACAUUACGUUCAUGUACCGUUGUAUAGCCACACAACAAUGCCAUCUAUAAGAUUGGACGUUGGCUUGGACUAUGAUCAGAAUGAGAUCAGACCUUCACAGGUUCAGGGGCCUUGUCAAAAAGCCAUACGAUGGUACUUGAACGGUCCACGUAGAUUGUCAAAAAAAAAUUUAUGUGUGAUAUCCGGCUACAGAGCAGCUCCUAGAGAGAUCUACAGCUUAGCUACAGCAUGUCAAGUUGCUGGAAACGUCCAUGGACUCAUUAAAAAAUACGAAUAGCGGAAGAGCCGCUUGUGUUUCGUCCUUGGGCUCAUUAAAAAAAGAGCCGCUUGUGUUUCUUCAUGUACACAACUUGGUGUAAAGGGGCUAAAGUUUUAGAAUUAUGAUGCACAUGAAAUCUUCUGAGAACUAACUGUAACAUGUUAAGAUUCUGAAGUUUUUAGGAGGAAAGGCUUUAGGAGGAAAGGCUUUAUAUUACUAUAUAUACGCUUGUGCAAAGCAAGGUAGAAAAAUACUUUUA